This is a messenger RNA of Penicillium expansum, 1824 nucleotides long. Its product is annotated as fungal specific transcription factor domain-containing protein. Lineage: Eukaryota; Fungi; Ascomycota; Eurotiomycetes; Eurotiales; Aspergillaceae. The coding region runs from base 1 to 1824 and encodes 607 amino acids. The record is from RefSeq and is a predicted model, not a curated record. The transcript has a single exon.
AUGAGUCAAUGGCUUGUCUCAAGUGCUCCUCCGAGGACAACUCUGCGGAUCAUAUCCAACAUUGACGAAGAAUGCGAAAAAGCAACUCUAUCGGAUGACAUUGAGAUCCACCAAGGUCCGUUCGGGGCAUUUAGAUUCAACCAAGCUCAAGACACAUUGUCUUCCGAACCAGCUGUGAACGACCAUGAAGAAACACAUUCCAGUUCUCCGGAAGAUGUGAUCCCAAUCAGCAAUUCUUACUUAGCCUCGUCCGAUCCCCAUCUCUCACCUUGGUUACAAGCCUUGAUGCAAUUCACAUUUGAUCAAGCAGAAAAUGUUCCCAGUCCGCCUUUCCCGGGAUAUUUAGACGCUAUGCUAGAUCAAGACUGUGUGGAAGGUGAUUCAGCGCCACAUGAAUAUUCACCCACAUCAUGCUUCCCAGAUCAAUCUUACAAUCAGCCCAUUUCCCCGACCUCUUUCACAUCCUCUAUGGGUACCACAAAAGCCGUACCCCAAGAUGCCGUCUUCCUUCUCAAGCACUAUGUCUCGGCUGUCAUUAGCCUGAUGACCCCCCUCCGACAUUCAAAGACUCCCUGGCACGUCCUUUUUAUACCUCACACCAAGAGCUGCCUUGCUGGUCUAGCUCUAGGCGAUGACAUGAGUGAUGCCAGUUUGUGUGCAUUCUACGGGACACUUGCUAUAAGCGCAUUCAGCCUUGGAGGAGUCUCUCGAUCUCAAACAUGGAACGAAAAGGCCAUUAUUUAUAAGCAAAAAGCUCAAGAGCAUGCAAGAAUGAUGCUCACAACAGCCUACGAUGUCCCAAAAGUAGCCAAAUAUAAGUCCAUCUUGAUGGCACUGCUCACCAUGGUCCAAGUGACAAUGUUCUCGGGGAACCGAAGACAAUCAGAAUAUUAUUUUGUCGAGGCGGAAAAGUUCAUCCGUUUAAGAGGGCUUCCGCGCAAAAAGUCCCGAAAAGUUCGAUUACUACAUCACUGCUAUGUAUUUGAGCGCAUCAUCCAUGAGAGUGUCUUCGUUUGUGGAGCGAACUCAAGACAGCGUCAUCGCGUUCACGCGGCCAUUGAAACGAGCGGACUAGGAAACUACAGCCUUGACAGUCUAUCAUUUCGCCUAUCGGGCUGGAAGAAUUUAGACCAAGAAAUGAUGAGAGUACGCGGACAGGAGGAAGGCGAGAAUGAUCUGCAUCUUGAAAGGCCCGGGUUCUGGUCUGACACUCUCUACCCGGAGAUAUUUGGGAUCCCUGAAGCUUGGGUUCUUCUUUUAUCCCAGGUUGUUCGAUUGGGGAAAGAAAAGGACACAGCAGGAGGAGAUAAUGUAUCGAACUGCAUCAGCUUGAAAGAGUUCAUCGGCCAGGCAAAAACCCUCGAGGACUACAUCAACAACCUGCCACUACCCAGCCUGGAGAAUAUUCAUUCUGAACUUGAUCAUGACAUCAUAGAGAAUAUGCUCAAUGCCAUGAAGAAUGCACUUGCGAUAUACUUCUAUCGUCGAAUCCACGACGUGGAUGCUUCCUUGCUACAGCGAAAGGUCGUCGUCGUGUUAGACCAUCUACUGCGCUGCGAGCACAGAGACUCCACUGUGGUACAUGGCUCAGCGGGAUUCAUUUGGCCUGCAUUCAUUGCAGCUUGUGAAGCCGAGGAUCCAUUAGUUCAAGCAUCAUUCUCCGACUGGUUUGUGAAUUCGGCACGCCGCAGUGGCUUGUCUUGCUUUACUGAGACAUUGGCCAAUAUUCAGCGAAUAUGGCAGGAGAAGACAUGUGCGAAUGGAAAGAGUGUAACUUGGUUGGAUCUGAUGAAAAACACCGUGCCAUUACAGCAGAUAUUUUGA